Coregonus sp. 'balchen' is the source of this 5105-nucleotide messenger RNA. Lineage: Eukaryota; Metazoa; Chordata; Actinopteri; Salmoniformes; Salmonidae. The record is from the annotation of a GenBank genome assembly.
AUUCAGUUCAGAAGGAAACCUACAGAUGUAUAUCGUGCUUGUCAUAAGUACUUGAGAACUAAGCAAAGACUACACUUGAAGAUUCAAGACUACACUUGAAGAAGAUUCAAGACUACACUUGAAUAAGAUUCAUAUCUACACCUGACUGUAGAUUUUAGUUUCUUUCUACACCUGAAGAUUCAAGAUGCUUGGAUUAUAUGACAAGUUGAACCUGCUGGCAGCGGUGUCGUUGUCCCUCCUGACCUCUCUGGCCCUGUCUUCCCCUGUGGUGGGCCCGGAGCCUAUCCGCUGUGCCCCCUGUACCCAGGAGAAGCUGGAUGAAUGCCCGGCCAUCUCCCCAGACUGUAAGCAGGUUCUAAGGGAGCCGGGCUGCGGCUGCUGCUUGGCAUGUGCCCUGGAGAAGGGGGCCUCCUGUGGGGUAUACACAGCCCACUGUGCUGAGGGGUUAAAAUGCAGCCCUAGACCUGGGGAUCCCAGACCCCUCCACUCCCUCACCAGAGGACAGGCCAUCUGCACUGAGGACCAGGGUCAAGGUAGACUCAGCUUUCUGUCCUUACGUUUUUGUUUUUCAUUCAUUGAUUCCUUCAUUCAGUUAUUACUUACUUAUAAAGAUGUUGGACAAUCUACAAAUUAAACCUUUUUUGACAACAUAAUCAAAAAGAUAGAAUGUAAACUUAUGCAAAACAUGGUAUACUUACCCACUAAAUUCUCUCUCUAAUCCACAGAGGAAGUAGAGAGGGUGCCAGACCUCAGCUCCCUGCCCUACCUCCUGGGACUCAACACCCCCUUUGACACCAGCGAUGAUGGGGCUCAGGAGAGCAUCAAGGCCAAGGUCAAUGCCAUCCGCAAGAAACUGGUAGAACAGGUAUACACAGUAUUCAAUCUGAAGCAGGGGAGCCACUUUGGUUAAGAAGUGGGGGGUGACAUAACCUGGUGGGGGGUCUGGGGGUCCUCCCCUAUAUUUUUUGGGGGGUAUCUAAAGCUCAUUUCCUGCAUUUUUACACAAUUCAAUAUGCCAUCUCUAUUCAGAACAAAAAAUAAGCAAACAUGCCCACAUUCAUCAAGCUAGGUAAGAGAUCAUUAUGAAAUAUGAUUAAGUGAUUAAUAAGACUAGACUACUUUUGAUUGUCUUUAUUAAGACAUCCUCUAUAUCAAAUUUCAGCCAGACCGACCAGCCAGCCAAAGCCGCCUGCACGCCCCCCCCCCCCCCCCCCCCCCCCCCCCCCCCCAGUAACCAGUAACUCAACUCUCUCCCAACACAAUUCCCUUCCCAGUUCACACCUUUCAUUUUAUAUUAAUUCCCAAGGGAAAGGUUUGGAAACGAAAAAAGAAAAAAAACAUACUCCUCAAAUAUACAUUAACACACAGAAACAGCAAAUCCUCCAUAUAAUUAAUCUAAUAGGACUAAUAGUACUGUAGAGGUCUUUUUACUUGCACACAAUAUAGCUUGGUUGCCCCGUCCUGUCCCUAGGGGUCCACCACCCUGCAGCGCCCCAACACACCCCACUCAGCUUUAGGAUCUUAGUGAAACAUUCAUUAUUGGGUGUGUAAGUCCAGAGUGACAACCCACAGGACGGCAGACCCCAGGGCUAGGACUGAGCAGCCCAGCAGCUAGGGAUUGCCUAAAUUGGUAUCUCCCCUGACGUGGGCAUGUUUUCAAUACAGACUCCUUUACUUGGGAGGCUAAGACACUGCAUCGCAGUGCUAAAGGCCGUUACUACAGAUCCGGGUUCGAUCCCGGGCUGUGUUGCAGCCGACCGCAACCGAGAGACCCAUGAGGCGGCGCACAAUUGGCCCAGCAUCGUCCGGGUUAGGGGAGGGUUUGGCCGGCUGGGAUGUCCUUGUCCCAUCGCGCUCUAGCGAGUUGCAGCGAUGGAACAAGACUGUAACUACCAAUUGGAUACCACGGAAAAGGGGUUAAAAAAAAAGUAGGCUAUAGAAAUUGCUCAAGAGAAAGUGCAAGUCUCUUCAAACUACAUCUAGCGUAUUGGCUGAUAUAGCCCAGUAAUACAAUAUAAGGGCCAUAUGAGAAUCUCUGGUAAUUUAACCUAUUUCUGAAGUUAUUUUUGGGCAUUUGAUAUUGCCUAUAGGGUGCAAAAUUGCUGGGACCAUGGCUGGCAAGUGAGCUGCGUCACAUAUGCCUAAAAUAACAUUGCGGGACUGUGGUUGGGUUUGGGACCUGUUCUUGCGUUAGCGGGUGGGAGUCGGACAGAAAGCCAGCAGGUGCGGGAGUGGGAUGAAGAAAUCGGUCCCACGCAGCCCUCUACUGUGCACCAUGACAGUGAAGCACGUAACGUUAGAGCUGUUUAUAACUGUGUCAGUGUGAAAAGUAGGGAAUUAGCUUGGGAAACUAACAUUACAUUGCCAUACUGACUAAUACAAGUCACAUUGCACUGAAAAAAACAUCAGAAUAUCAAUAUUCAAUCGUUUGGCCGACGGUUUCAUUGUUUGAUUCUAAUGUCGCUAUCUGACAGAUAACUGGAGGCUAGAGCUGACCUGGCUGUGGUAGCUAGCAUAGCUUAUUCAUUCACCUCAGUCGAGAGCGGAUGAAACAUUAGCUAAUGUUACAUGUCAGUUACAAUACUAGCUCAGCACUGCAAAUAAACAUUAGUUUACUUUUUUUCUGUUAAGUUAAACAGCAGUUACCUUGCCAGCUACAUCAAUCAACUAAAUAGUAUCCAGUUCUGAUCGGCUUGCUUUUACAACUAGGUGAAAGAGCGCAACACAUAUACACUGAACUAUGCUCAACUCUCCCAUGCUGGUCCAGCCAGCCUUACAGAAGCUUUGCCUUCACACAGCCUGUCAGCCCGCUCUGGGGUGUCCACGGGGUCCUAAAUCCAGCAGGCUGAACACUCCAAACAGCCUACCCGACCGCUCGAAGGCGUCCAUAUGGUCCUAAAGCACACUGUUGGCGCAUUUUGUAUCACAUUCCAAUGAUAAAACUGGGGAGGACAAAAAUCCAAUUUCAAAAUGUGGGGGGUGGGGGGGACAUGACCCCCCCCAGUCCCCAGUGAAAGUUGCGCCCCUGAUCUGACGUACUGUCAGAGUUCGGUAGGUCUUCAGACUGUAAUGGUGAAACAGGUGGGCACAACAUACAUCUGGGGCCUUAUGUAUCAAACUUCUCAGAGUAGGAGCGCUGAUCUAGGAUCAGUUCUCCCCUCUGCAUGUAAUCUUAUUCAUUGUGAUCUAAAAGGCUAAACUCCCUUACAAAAAAAUAUUGGAGUUUUGAAACAGCAGUAAAAGUGCAGCAACUGCAGUCGACUGUGGUGUUUUGGACGUAGUAAUUGCAGAAUAACUGCAGUGUACUGCAAUUGAACUGCAGUUAAACUGCACUGUUACUGUAGUAAAAAAAACGGUGGUGAAUUGAAUGCAGUAUUUGCAGCAUACUGCAGUUAUUCUGCACUCUAACUGCAAUUUAGCUCUUAGCCACCAGAGGAAGCUGUAGCCAUUUUAACAAAAACUACCAAGCCAGCCUCAGUGAGAAAAUGUUAUUGCCUUGUGAUGAAAUUUGCUUUGCAUUUUACCACAUGAUGAUUUAAUCUGUUUCAGUCAGAUAUAACAACUUAUUUCAUCAUGUAUUCUGUGUCCAUCUUGCUGUGUUGUAUUGUAUCAGAUGUUGACUGUUCUCUUUGUCUUAUAUCCAGGGUCCCUGCCACAUUGAGCUGCAUGCAGCCCUGGACAGGAUAGCCAGCUCUCAGCAGGAACUAGGAGAGAAGUUCACCACCUUCUACCUCCCCAACUGUGACAAAAAUGGCUUCUACAAGGCCAAGCAGGUUAGGCCUACCUCCAGAGCUGCCCCAAUACAGAGGGGUAGGUGUGUUUAGCAAUAGCAUUAGCUCAUUAGUGGUUGAUAGUAGGACCAGGGAUUUUUCUUGUGAUCUGACCAGGAAAACAUUUAUCAAUGCAGUGAAGUUGAUCCAUGUAAUUUAAUAUAUUUUCCCCUCUUCUGUUGUGUUCUAGUGUGAGUCGUCUCUGGUGGGACCCCCUGCCAGCUGUUGGUGUGUGUCCUCCUGGAAUGGGAAGAAGAUUCUGGGAUCCAAUUAUCUACUAGGAGGCUCAGAGUGCCAGCAGGAACUCACUCACUAAAGCAUGGACGCUCUGACACACAUUUACAGUAUGCACAUUCACAGGCAAAUGCAUGCACACGUAUUGACACAUAUACAGAGUAUUUUUUUACUCAGCUUAAACAUGACUAAACACACAUAGGUCUCCUCAAACCUACACACAUCCACAUCCACCAUAUAUACUGACUUUCUUUUACAAACACGUACAAAUACAUACUCAUUCACAUAAGCACACAACAUAACAAUUUAUUUAAAAAAAAAAUAGAAAUUGCUCUUAAUUUAUUUACGUGACGUAUCACGCCUUAUUUAUUCAAAAUGCAUAUGUGCUUACUAGUAUGAACCAUUUGUAAUUUUUAGAUUAUUUAUGUCUCCUAUUUUUUGAUUGUAAAUAGGGCAACAGUGUAUACAUUUGUGUUUCUGACUAAAUAACUCCAUCUUUGAAGACCUCAGGUCUCCAGCUCUGCCAAACCCAGUUCAGGGUCUUCAGAAUCUGUUUUUGAUUCAUUCAACCGGGUGGACCCGGGCACUGUAAAUGAAACAACACAGCCAUUCAUUCAUUCAUUCAUUCAACAUGUUGACAGUGUCGGAAUGUAUUCUCAUUGACAUUUCUUCAAUGGGUAUCGGGGAAAUACUUCAAGUUCCACAAGUAUGCAUCUGGUGGCCAGGCACAAACAUAUCACUGCUCAUCCAAGCCACUGUUUGGUUUUGGGGGAGUUUUUCUGUCUUCAUCUACCUCUACUGGUCUGUGCAGGUCUUCUGGUUUAGCAGAGGUUUAUUGGGAAACUUCUUUCUCCCAACUGUCUGCACGUGCACCACCCUCCUCAUUAAGUUCAUUGUUUCAUUUGUCUGAAAGGAGGUUCUCUUUUGUUUGAUGAAAUGUCUGUAUUUAUUAUAUAUCAAACCCCUGUUCCUGACAGCAAGUCAGAAAUAUGUUACGAGAUAUGCUGCUAUUACUUUUUGUUGGUUUGUUACAAAUCAUUUAUAGCCUAUGUUAGUUACUCUGUCGUAGUUUUCUGCUUUCAAUAAACACGUUAACCUCAA